This is a messenger RNA of Lactuca saligna, 585 nucleotides long. The record is from the annotation of a GenBank genome assembly. Lineage: Eukaryota; Viridiplantae; Streptophyta; Magnoliopsida; Asterales; Asteraceae.
AUGGGAAACCACAUCUCUCAAGGCUCAGGCUCAGCUGGGAGGGUCAUACUUCCAGAUGGGACAGUCGAAGAAUACACCAAACCAGUGACCGUGGCUGAGCUCAUGUUAGACCACCCACAGCAACUGGUGGUGGAGUUUCAAACGCUCACCAACGGAAGAAACCUGAAACCGUUGCCUGCAGACACGAAGCUGGAGAACAACAGAGUCUACAUGAUGCUGCCAAUGAGGAGAGGGAAGCCGGUUGGGGCAAUGUCAUCUGAAGAACUUCUCCUGAGGGCUAAUACGCUUCUGAAUUCCGAUUCCUUUGUGGCUGCUUACACUGGCUUUCUGCCGUUGUUUGCUAGGAUGUGUCCUGCUGCUGUGAUCAAGAGUAGCAAGAAAAAGGAGAAACAAGACAAAUUAUCAGCGCUAGCGGUGAUGGUUAAACCGGCUGGCCGGUUAUUGGAUUUGGGGGAGAUGGAUUCCGAAGGGAGGGCUGAUUAUUAUUUGAGCAGGCAGUUGUCUGGGAAAGGUUCAUGGAAGCCUAGUUUAGAUACCAUAAAGGAGAAGGGUGUCAAGGCCAAGAUCCGCCAUUGGUUGCAUUGA